This is a messenger RNA of Eucalyptus grandis, 429 nucleotides long. RefSeq names its product putative B3 domain-containing protein At1g78640. Lineage: Eukaryota; Viridiplantae; Streptophyta; Magnoliopsida; Myrtales; Myrtaceae. The transcript has a single exon. The coding region runs from base 1 to 429 and encodes 142 amino acids. Gene Ontology annotation, molecular function: DNA binding. The record is from RefSeq and is a predicted model, not a curated record.
AUGAGGCCCGUUCCGAGGCACGAGGAAGAAGAGAAGGACGAUGCUGGCAUCUCCACUAAGUUGACGCUCCUACGUGACCCGUGGUCGUUCAAGAAGAAGCUAAAGGCAAGUGACGUUGAUGGCUCGUCGCGUCUUCUGCUCGCGGCAAGCUUUGUGCACGACCACGUGCUCAAGGAGAAGGGCGAGGAGAUGGUGGGGCAGGUCAAGAGCAGGGCCGGGAAAAAGGUCCCCGUGUGGGACACGGACACAAGCAGCAAGCACCAGCUCACGUUUGGCUACUGGGAAUCCACGAACGGCUACGUGCUGAAAGGCAGCUGGAAACCGCAGUUCGUCAUAAGGCGACGGCUGGUAGUCGGCGACGAGAUCGGGAUGCUCUGGGGCGAGCGCGAGCAAAUGUUUUACUUUAAGGUCCUUCACAAGGUUGCUUGA